CGCCGAGGGAGCAGGACCUAGCCAUGGACCCUGCCAGGAAAGCAGGCGCCCAGGCAGUGAUCUGGACCACGGGCUGGCUGCUGCUGCUGUCGCUGCUGCUUGGAGGAGGAGCGCGGGCCCUGGAGUGCUACAGCUGCGUGCAGAAAGCAGAUGACGGAUGCUCUCCGCAGAAGACCAAGACCGUGAAGUGCGCGCCGGGCGUGGACGUCUGCACAGAGGCCGUGGGGGCGGUGGAGACCAUCCACGGGCAGUUCUCAGUGGCAGUGCGGGGCUGCGGGUCCGGACUCCCGGGCAAGAAUGACCGCGGACUGGAUCUUCACGGGCUUCUGGCCUUUAUGCAGCUGCAGCAAUGCGCCCAGGACCGCUGCAACGCCAAACUCAACCUCACGUCGCGAGCGCUCAACCCCGCAGGCAAUGAGAGUGCGUACCCGUCCAACGGUGCCGAGUGUUACAGCUGCGUGGGGCUGAGCCACGAGGCGUGCCGGGGCACGGCUCCACCUGUCGUGAGCUGCUACAACGCCAGUGAGCGCGUCUACAAGGGCUGUUUCGACGGUAACGUCACCUUGACGGCAGCUAAUGUGACUGUAUCCUUGCCUGUGCGGGGUUGUGUCCAGGACGAGUUCUGCACGCGGGAUGCAGUGACAGGCCCAGGGUUCACACUCAGUGGCUCCUGCUGCCAGGGGUCCCGCUGUAACUCGGACCUCCACAACAAGACCUUUUUCUCCCCUCGGAUCCCACCCCUUGUCCUGCUGCCCCCUCCUAAGCCCACCACUCAGGCCCCAACCACCUCUGUCACAACCUCUACUCCAGCCCCAACCACUCUUGUCUCUGCCACUAAACCCACCACGGCCAGCCAGACUUCCCCACGGGAAGUACAUCCUGAGACCUCUCAGAAAGAGGAAUCUAGCUUGGCUGGAGGUGCCGCUGGCCACCAGGACCGCAGGAAUAUGGGACAGCACCCUACAGGAGGGGGGGCCCAUAAUAAAGGCUCUUCAACUUCCUCGGCUGGGUUGGCAGCUCUAGUGUUGGCCUUGGCUGCUGGCACCCUACCAUGAAUUUUGCCAUCUAGAAACUUCCGUCUUGCCUUAUUCCCCAGCCCUGGGUACCCUCUCUUCCCAUGACUUCCCUUUCUCCUCACUGGACUGGGCUGGCCCAGCCCCUCUUCUUCCAAUCCCCCCCCCCCCCCCCCCACUAUCCCCAACUUCUGCUGCACUGGUUUGCGGCUUUGGGAAAUAAAUUUACCGUUGUAUAUAUAUCCUGCCAGGGUGUUGUAGCUUCUGGAAGGCAACAGGUGUAUCUCCCUCUUCUUUGUCUCUCCCUGGUCUCCUCAUGGUGUCUCUGGGCAGAGAAAAGUCAGGGCUGUCACAGGGAAGAUGGGAGAAACACUGAUAAGCUUUCUAUUCACCUUCUUAUAGCCAGUCCGGAAUUUGGGGGGGGGUGCGGAGCAGGAUAAUGGUUCCCUCCUCUGCUGGCUGGUGUCCCUGCUCCCUGUCCCCUCUCUGUGGGAAUCGGUUCAGCAUCUGACUUCCUUAUUAGACUGUGAGCUCCUCAAGGGCAGGGACCGCGCCUCAGGCCUCCGUGUGGUCAGUUUCUGGCACAUGAAGGUCUCAAUAAAAGUUUAAUUCCUUUGUA
Messenger RNA from Prionailurus viverrinus (fishing cat), 1632 nucleotides. It is a transcript of the gene LYPD3, whose product is annotated as LY6/PLAUR domain containing 3. The record is from RefSeq and is a predicted model, not a curated record. The transcript has 5 exons. Lineage: Eukaryota; Metazoa; Chordata; Mammalia; Carnivora; Felidae. Gene Ontology annotation, cellular component: plasma membrane. Bases 24 to 1055 code for a protein of 343 amino acids.